GUGUCGAAAGCUGCGGUCGAAAGUUGAACGGCCAUACAAUAUAACAGCCACGCUGCAGCCUCAUUAACUCCAAGGUCGACUGAUCCGAAUCAGAAACCGGGUUGCAAUGUUAGGGCUCCGCAGUGAACGUGAGCUGUGCGAAUUCGAAACGAUCAAGAUGAACGCACGAUGCGCAGCGUGUCCGGCAUUCUAAUUAGAAAGCUUUGCAUGACCUUCCUUACGUCUCCUGCCGUAUACUCACAUUCUUGGACUAUUUGGACUCCCUGGUACACCUUGCAACUCUUAUCUUCAAGGACUUCUCCCUCCAUCCCCAUGCCAUCCUAUGGUCUGACGAAGCGUGGUAUACGAUUUUUGCUCCUCGCCAUCGUAUUGUGUUUCGUGCUCCCUGGAAUACUUUAUCACCGUGAAACUGUGCGGAACUACUUCACUGAUCACCUACCGCCAUUGUACGAGGACUAUCGAGAGCGGGAGCAAAAUUUGGGGCAUUACAAGGAGUACGAAACGAGCAAGGAUGUUAAAUAUCUUUGGUCAGCCAAUCAUGCACAUAGCUCAGGAUGGGGAAAUGUGAUGCAAGACUAUGUGAUGAAUGCGCUGCUUGCACAUACCACAGGACGCUCUUUUGUCUUUGAUGACUACAUCUGGAGGCCAGAUGGUACACUCUUUACGGAUUAUAAUGGGCAUUUAAUUCCCUCUCGGAUUCCCCUGACAGCACUAUUAGGCGGCAUCAUCGUGGGUGGUGAAAUGCCACCUGGUGACACCACUCCUCGCGCAGUGUCUAAGGAUUUCUUCAACAAAGUCUGCCCCAAUCCGACAGUCGUUCAUGUGACCGAAGUGAACGAUGAUCGUAUGCGAUUCGAUGAAAGCGUGCCAGCUUCGUAUAUAUUUGAGAAGUGGCUCGAAAAAAUUAACUCGAUUGAGGAUCCGUGUGUGGAAAUCGACCCGAAGAGUGAUGCAAUCUUUGAGUACUGGAUAUUUGGACACGAGAGAAUGUUGUCCAUAUGGAAGUACCUCAAGGAUUCCCCGGUAUCCACGCACUGGGGGUGGUCGCCUUUGAUACACGAUGCAUACAGACGAAAUCGCCACAUCUUUGUGCCGAAUGCGAAAUCUACUUUUUUCGAAGGGCUUUCUGGUUCGGCUGUCACGGAAAACUACACAGCCCCGAUACCUGGCCUCCUAGCGCUACACGUGCGAAGGGGUGACUUCCAGGACCACUGCGUCCACCUGGGCAAAUGGUCAUCAAACUGGAAUGCGUUCAAUUUGUUCCCUGAGUUCUCCGACAGGUUCCAAAGGCCCACUGAUGGCGGAUGGGGCGAGACAUCCGAGAAGAACAUGCAGAUGUAUAUGCAACGGUGCUUUCCCACAAUCGACCAAAUCGUCCAGAAAGUCGUACAAGUGCGCGUCGAGUCGGAAGAGCCGCUGACGCAUGUCUACAUCAUGACCAAUGGCGCUGUCGCUUGGGUUGAGGAGCUGAAGGAGGCUCUUCGGAACUCUGGGAACUGGGCCCAGAUCAAGAGCAGCCGCGAUCUCGACAUUACAUGGGAACAGAAAUUUGUGGUGCAAGCGUUGGAUAUGUUGGUAGCUCAAAGAUCUGAAGUGUUUAUCGGGAAUGGGUGGUCGAGCUUGACCUCGAACGUUGUGAUGCUGCGUAUGGCGCAGAGUUUUCCUCCGGAUAGUAACAGAUUCUGGUAAUGACGCUCACGACUGCUUCGUCUACGAUAGAGGCACGGACGGAUGGACGAUCUAUUAUGUUUAUUGUUUGGUGAAUACAGCCGUUGUGCGCCAAAGUAUAGUCGCUACAGUAAUACACUAUUUUCUUCGUGUCAGGGUAUACACUGCUUAUGUUGCAGAUAUCAAACAUGAUUUAUCUGGCGAUACGAAA
Messenger RNA from Suillus subalutaceus, 1879 nucleotides. RefSeq lists its product as uncharacterized. The record is from RefSeq and is a predicted model, not a curated record. The transcript has 6 exons. NCBI's taxonomy places the organism in Eukaryota, Fungi, Basidiomycota, Agaricomycetes, Boletales, Suillaceae. Bases 169 to 1689 code for a protein of 506 amino acids.